Vespa velutina is the source of this 2243-nucleotide messenger RNA. It is a transcript of the gene Ipk2, whose product is annotated as inositol polyphosphate multikinase. Gene Ontology annotation, cellular component: nucleus; cytoplasm. The transcript has 5 exons. Gene Ontology annotation, molecular function: inositol-1,4,5-trisphosphate 3-kinase activity; inositol tetrakisphosphate kinase activity. The record is from RefSeq and is a predicted model, not a curated record. Gene Ontology annotation, biological process: inositol phosphate biosynthetic process. The coding region runs from base 602 to 1981 and encodes 459 amino acids. NCBI's taxonomy places the organism in Eukaryota, Metazoa, Arthropoda, Insecta, Hymenoptera, Vespidae.
AAAGAGAGAGAGAGAGAUAAAGGAAGAGAGAGAGAGAGAGAGAGGAAAUGAGAGAAAGGGACGGAGAAUGAAAAGAGUGAGAAAAGCGAACGGUAGUAGUUCGAACGUAUCGUGUCUUUGAAAUUUGCCCUCUGCCGGCGUGUUCUCGUGUUAAUUCGAUCAUCAGGUGUUUGAAAGAUUCACGCACGCAGAUUAGUUCGUUUCAGGCUUUUCGUACUCUUGUGCGUUACGUUCUCAUUCGAUAAGUGUGUCGAAUUGAUCGAAAUAAAUUAAAUUAAUCGUUGAAUAAGAAAAAGAGAGACAGAGAAAGAGAGAAAGAGAGAAAAAGAGAAAGAGAAAGAAAGAAAGAGAGAGAGAGAGAGAGAACUAGUUAAACGAAACAUUUUAUAUAAAGAAUAUGAAUAUAAAAGCUCAUAACCAUAAAUAAUCGGCGAAGUUAAUGGGACGAGUUUUUGCAUAUCGAUAUACUAUCCAUUAUUGAAAGAGACUAAGUAGAAAUAUCAACAAGAUCAAAGAAAAAAGAGAAAAAAAAAAGGAAAGAAAAGAAAAGAAAAGAAAAAAGAGUUAAUUACGGUCGAUCUGCACGAGGCAGUUAAGUGUUAUGACGAGUUUAAACUCUUGCACGGAUAAAAGUUUAUGUCAUCUCGAUAAACCUUCGAGGGAUGUAAUAGAAUCCAAUGUUAAAACAUUCGAUGAUAAACUACCGAAGGAAUUGAGUCGUCUAGAAUCUCAAGUUGCCGGCCAUACCUUCGAUAAUGAAAAACAAACGAUCGGUAUGUUGAGAGCACCAUUGGGAAGAGUAUUAAAGCCCAUCACGAAGCCUCAUCUCGGUGAGAGAGAAAUAUCUUUCUAUGAGAACUUGCAAAAUUCUUGCGACGAGACUAUCUUGGAAUUGAAAAAUUAUGUGCCAAAAUAUUUCGGUACGACCGAGAUAUUAUACUCUGACAAAAAUGUAAAAUUCGUCGUGCUUCAAGAUAUAACAGAGGGCAUGGCCGAACCAUGCGUGAUGGAUGUAAAAAUUGGCAAACGUACGUGGGAUCCAUUGGCCAGCGAAGAAAAGAGGAUAAGCGAGGAAAAGAAAUACGCCCAAUCGAAGGAAGCUUAUGGCUUUUGCAUUACCGGUUUUCAAGUGUAUUGUCUCUCGGGUGGCGAGCUUAAGAAGUUUGACAAGAAUUAUGGCAAGACACUUACUCCCCAAGCGGUAGUCGAAGCAUUGAAGAUCUUUCUAAACGUGACACCGCAGAGGCCAGCAUGUCGUCAAUUGAUCGUCAAAUUGUUAUCCCUACUUUGGAAGAUACUCGUUAUAUUUCGUAAGCAAGAAAACUUUCGUUUUUAUUCGAGUUCAAUACUGAUCGCUUACGAUGCCAGAAGAUUACGUUAUUAUCAGCGUUUUGGGAAUGACGAUAAGAAAAAAUCAUCGAUAAAUUGUCAACGUGCCAAGUCAUUUUCUUCGACGUUGUCGAGUAGCGGAACGAACGACAAGAAUUUGGAAAAGGGUAGUUCCUCUUCAUCAAAGGAAUCAUCUCAGAAUAUUCAAGAUCUUCGUAGGAAGGUUUUAGAAAGGACGCGAUUGUUGAAACGUAGCGUUAGCCUACAAUUUGGUAUUAAGGAUUGUUCUAAUUCAUUCGAAAGGGAUAAUACGUAUCGUGAAGUAUCGUUAUUGCAAAGAAGCGAUUCCUAUGGUCCAGAUUCGAAGAUAGACAAAUUAUGUCGUACUCAUUCCCAUGUUAAUAAUUUCGAUCAGGAGAUUGCCAAUAUGAAGGAGGAUUACGUCGCACUUUUGAACGAACUUAGCAGUACCUACGAGGACAAACAAAAUUGGGUCAGGGUGAACAUGAUCGAUUUCACUCACGUAUUUCCUGCACCAAAUGAGACCGCAGGCUUGGACCACAAUUAUCUCGAGGGUAUUGAAAAUUUGAUCAAACUUUUCGAGACCUUUCUGAUACAGAAAGAAGGAUAUACCUUGACGUUGGACACGUAAGAGACGAUUAAUGAUCCAUAUACGUAUAAAUAUACAUAUACAUAUAUAUAUAUAUAUACAUAUAUGUAUAUACUGUACCAUACCUGAUGAUCCUUUUGAUUUAACGAAGGUCUAUCAAAGACUGGAAUUUAUUUUCUUUCGAAUAAUAUAAAUGAGAGAAUGAAAGAGAAAUAUAGAUAGAUAGAUAGAUAGAUAGAUAGAUAGAUAAAUAGAUAAAUAGAUAAAUAGAUAAAUAAAUAGAUAGAUAGAUAGAGAGAGAGAG